UGAGCUGUGAUUGGACGGGAAGCCAGGUGCUGUAGUGCAGGGUGUACGCUGCUUCUUCAUCGUCGUAUAUAAAUACACUUCUACCGGACUGGCAAAGGCUGGUAGGCUGAAUACAAAUAACAACGGAGUACUUACUCUUACCAUCGCUGGGGUUAACUUCACACACAGGAUGCCUGGAUCAGCCUCAAUCAGUUGUUUGGGACCAUGGCCCAAAGAUGUGGGUAUCAUUGCCAUGGAACUGUACUUCCCGUCCCAGUAUGUUGAUCAGGCCGAGCUGGAGCAGUUUGACGGCGUGUCAGCAGGUAAAUACACUGUUGGCCUAGGCCAGGCUCGUAUGGGCUUCUGCUCAGACCGUGAGGACAUCAACUCUUUGUGCCUGACGGUGGUCCAGAGGCUGAUGGAGAGGAAUGGUCUGUCCUAUGACAGUGUGGGUCGACUGGAGGUUGGCACUGAGACCAUCAUUGACAAGUCCAAGUCUGUCAAGACUGUCAUCAUGCAGCUGUUUGAAGACUCUGGAAAUACAGAUGUGGAAGGCAUUGACACAACAAACGCCUGCUAUGGCGGCACAGCUGCACUCUUUAAUGCUGUCAACUGGGUGGAGUCCAGCUCUUGGGAUGGCCGUUACGCUUUGGUAGUAGCAGGGGACAUCGCUGUGUAUGCAACAGGAAGUGCCCGGCCUACAGGGGGUGCUGGUGCUGUCGCCAUGCUGGUCGGGCCCAAUGCUCCUCUGGCCUUCGAGCGAGGUCUGCGAGGAACCCACAUGCAGCAUGCAUAUGACUUCUACAAGCCAGACCUGAUGUCCGAGUACCCUGUGGUCGACGGCAAGCUGUCGAUAGAGUGCUACCUGAGUGCCUUGGAUCACUGCUACUCUGUGUAUCGCAACAAGAUCCACGCACAGUGGCAAAGAGAGGGUUCAGAGAAGCGUUUCAGCCUGGAUGACUUUGGCUAUCUCGUCUUCCAUUCUCCAUACUGCAAGCUGGUGCAGAAGUCAUUGGCUAGACUUAUGCUGAAUGAUUUUCUGAGCCACCCCAGCCCAAACACUGUGACGGGACCCUUCACUGGCUUGGACGUCUUCAGAGAUGUAAAGCCAGAAGAGACUUACUUUGACCGGGAUGUGGAGAAGGCCUUCAUGAAGGCCAGUGCAGAUCUGUUUGAGAGGAAGACCAAGAGCUCCCUGCUGAUUUCCAACGAGAAUGGAAACAUGUACACCCCCUCUGUCUACGGCUGCCUGGCCUCACUUAUUGCACAACAAACACCUUUGCAGAUAGCAGGACAGAGGAUUGGCGUUUUCUCAUAUGGUUCAGGAUUUGCUGCCACUCUGUAUUCUCUCAGAGUCACACAGGACCAUACACCUGGAUCCAGUCUGGACAAACUUGUGUCGAGCCUGAGUGACCUGAAGGCCAGACUGGACUCGAGGAAGAAGGUUUUGCCUGCUGUCUUCUCUGAGAACAUGAAGCUGAGAGAGGAGACACACCAUUUAGCUCCCUACAUCCCUCGAGGCUCAGUGGAGGAUCUGUUCCCAGGGACGUGGUACCUGACACGGGUGGAUGACAAACACCGCAGGGAAUAUGCCCGAAGACCUCUGGACGAUGACCUGCCAGCAGAACCAGAACUUGUUCGCUCCAGUGGUGCCACUGAGCAUAUCCCCAGUCCCGCCAAGAAGAUGCCUCGCAUCCCUACAGCCACCGCCAGCCCUGACGCUGCCGUCAGCAACUGACAGCACUCUGCUUACCUCUGAGAGUUAUCGAGGUCCAACAGUUUGUAAUAACUGGACAACGCUAGAGGUCAGAAGGCUAGCAGGAGACAACAGUGUCGCCUCUAGAAUCAUUAUACGUUAAACUUAAUUAGGGUGAAGCAGUGGAGGCCUGUGGACAGCUGUAGACACUCCUACACUGCCUGCAUCUUUCCCAUCAUCCCCCUAUUGUCCACAUGUAGUGUUGGACAGUAAAUUCCACAUUUGAGUCUAUUUUGAUAACAAUAAAUUUGUUUUAGCAAUCAUUUUUUUUCUACACAUUUCCCUUUUGCAUUUGUGCAAAAUUGACAGUUGUAUAUUUGGGAGGAGUACAGGCAGACAUUUCCUCAAAGCAAGUUAAACAAGCAGACUUCCUCCUGGCAGCUGGCAGCCAGUGACAGGAAGAGGAAAUGGACAUCAUUCAUUUGGCCUCAGACCUCCUGCUGAUUAGAAGAACAUGGGGAAGUUGGCCUGAACUGUGUUAAUGUAUAUAGUGCAAAAUAGUGCUGCUGCUGCUGCUGCUGCUGCCGCCACAGCAACCCAGCGUGAGGGGGAAAUCAGACCCCCACUUUUCUGUUUGUGUUCAAUACCUCAGUGACAAGGUCAUUUUUCUACAGUUCAUCAUGUGACAGUGGGUGGGGUUUAAACUGGUUGACUGCUGUAGCUGAGCUAAUGUAGUCAACAUGUAAGAAAUGUUCAUCCUCACAGAAGAUGUCAGCUGUCUCAUACUUGGUGGUGAUCCUCAAACAGAACACGGUUCUCUUCCAUACAUGUUCAAGUGAAGCUAUUCUGGGUAACACCAAUGUUCUAUUAGUUUUUGCCUUUUAUUGCCAUGAAAUGUCAUUGAGAAAUGUGACACAGUGAGUAGCUGCUGCUGUUCUAUGUCAGGUUUAUUUCCUAAGUCAUCAGCUCUGUUUGUUUUUAAAAUUCAUAAAAAAAACAGCUUGAGAAGAUAUACUGCAGCAUAUGUUACAACAUACUUUGUAAUACUUGUAUUUAUUUUUUUGUGAUGAUGAAAUAAUGAUUCGAUUAAUCAAAAGUUGAUUGUCAGAAAAUGUUUGUGGAGGGAUUCAUUGUGUAACCAAUACAUUAAGCAGAAAUGCCAACAUUCUCUGUUUUCAGCUUCUCAGUCUGCUUUUUAAAUAUAAACCGAAUACUUUACUACUUCUUUACUACGCUCAAACAGAAUAAAAUGUUUGAAGAUGUAACCUUGGACUAUGGGAACUGGAGCUGGACAUUUUGACAAUGUUUUUUAGAUGUUUUUGCAGACUAGAUGAUUUAUCCGAAUGCAUUUAAUUAUCAGUUACAGCCCAAAUUCUUUCCAAACCACUUUGCAAUGUCACAUGUAGCGUCUUUGUCUUUCACUGCAACCACAUGUACAGUACAGUAACAUGUACUGAAAUGGUACAACAUAAUGGAGGAAGAGAAAAAUACCCACUAAGUUAUUUGAAAAAUGUUGUCAUCACAACAUUAUGGACUGCAGUAGUUGGACUGCAGCUUUUCUUAUUGUAAUGUUGCUCGGCAUUAGAACACACCUGGUGUGUGGCUUUAGACUUUUCUAAACUAACAACGACUAACCACCACCUCUCACAAACAAAACCAUAGAACCUUGAAGGAGGUAGAUUUAUUGCAGAGACUGUUUGAUUAGACUACAUUAGCUUUAGAGAGGUGGACCAGUUUAAAGUUUAAAUAUGAGCAGUGUCAUGUUAAAAGUCUGUGUGAUUAAUUCCUGUAGAAAUUGCCAGAUCAAAGGUUCCUCACCUGUCCUACAAACAUAAUAUGACUUUGCUCCAGUUUUCACUCUAAAGACACUAAACUGAAUGCAGAUGAGAUGAUGGAUAGCUGAGGGACCAGGGAGCAGAUGCACUGAGCGGCGUUUGCUCUGCCUCAUUAAAAAAAGCUCUAAAGCAGCCCCUGAAGCUGUAAUAUUCUACAGGAAAACAUACUCUACACUAUAUCAGACAAUUAAUUACGGACCAUUAUGCAAGAGUUGAGGCAGUGAUUGCUACAGUUUGAAUGUCGUCUCUCCUCAUUACACCAAACUGCUGCACAUUUAUAUCAAUCAGUGAAACAGCUGCUGUGAAUGUGAGCUGCAGUGUUCCAGUGUCUUUCCUCAUCAGUUUCAAGUUUCAAGUGUAUUAAUUCAUACUAAAGCCUUAAUGUCAAAGGGCUUUGUUCAAGUUAUAGGUCAGGACAUUUAAAUGCAACAAACAUAACUGAACAGAUGUAUGUCUUAUGUCAGCAUUUUUUUUGUUUUUCCUGUUUUAAUAUUGAUUUGACAAUAGCCGCGUCAGCAACAAGAAACCAAAUGUCGAAGCAGACCGAGCUCAGGCAGAAAGCGUCAUUGUUGGUGUGGUCCUGCUGAUGGCUGGACUGGCUCAUAGACUUGCACACAGGGAUUGGAGGAGUCGGGACAGUUGAUGUCAAGCUGACUACGUUCUUAAGAAGCCUUACAAUAAGCAUGUAUGAAGUGUAAACAGACAAAGCUCUUCUAAUAAUGUACAGAUAUUCUUUUUAAUUGUACAGUCAGAGUUGGUUCCUCUGUAGUCAGGCCUUGCUAACCAGUUUCACAAAUGCACACAAGGUCUCUGUGAGAGUAACAUUACAUCUGUGUUGUGUAUGUUUGUAGGGUCUCAGAGCUCACAUGAUCUUUACCACUGUUGAUGGUAAUGUACAAUACAAAGUUAAAGAUUAUUUAUGCUAUGUAGAUAUGGAUGAAUGGAUGUCUCAUAUUAAUUCUAUCCAGUUUGUGUAAAUGUGUAGAUUCAGAUUAAAUGGUCAUUCAACAAAA
Dicentrarchus labrax (European seabass) is the source of this 4523-nucleotide messenger RNA. It is a transcript of the gene hmgcs1, whose product is annotated as 3-hydroxy-3-methylglutaryl-CoA synthase 1 (soluble). NCBI's taxonomy places the organism in Eukaryota, Metazoa, Chordata, Actinopteri, Moronidae. Gene Ontology annotation, molecular function: hydroxymethylglutaryl-CoA synthase activity. The transcript is spliced from 10 exons. The record is from RefSeq and is a predicted model, not a curated record. Gene Ontology annotation, biological process: acetyl-CoA metabolic process. Bases 170 to 1717 code for a protein of 515 amino acids.